UUUUCUUUUCAUGGAGCAAUUAAUUUCUAAAUAUAUUAAGAUUUUACAUUCCCUGAAAGUUCUACAACACCUAGGCAUCUACGACAGAGUCCAAUAUGGAGCCAACUGCUUCCCUCCAUUAUUUUUUAUUUCCCUCCACCAUUAUUUUUCGUUUCCCUCGUAUUUUAGAAACCGCUUCUUUGCUGAUUUGAUAUAAACCGUUCUGAAACUUACUUAGCCUUUUAUUUAUUGAAACUGCUGUCUUUCCAGAGCUGUUCAUCUAUGUUCAAGAAUCAGGACAGUCAGCACCAUGCCAAAGGUUAAACGUUUCCAGAAUCCAUUAAAGUCGCCUCAAGGAUCACAUGAUGCUCAUGGAAGUUCUUCAUCAUCAACAACUCCAGCCCGUUCACAUGCUAUAGAGCCCUCAACAUUGUUACAAGCCCCCCCACCUGCUCCAGCAAAUUCUUCACUAGCUGAUGAAGUCCUACCACAACAAGAAGCUCCAACUCAGCCUUCUAAUCCACGUGCAACAGUUGCACGCCUUGGACGGGCAUCUACGCAAUAUUGGAGAGUAGAGGCAAUAGACUCAAACAACGUUACCAAGAUGAUAAAUGUCAAGGCCAAUGAGGUCAACAACCUGCCUACGGGGGAACGCAUCAUUGUGAACUUUGAUUACUACGGUGCAGCAUAUGGGGAAGCGCAAGGAUUGCUUGCCGGAUAUUGUGGAUUAUUGGCCAUUGAUGGCAAUUUGUUUCCAAUUAAUUUUGACAGGUGGUCAGGGCCAUCGGGUCUUCCUAAAAAAUACAUGGAAGACUGCUUUGAAACACUCCUAAAGCCUCGAUUCUUUUUUAGGACUACUGAUGCCAUUUCAUACAGAUAUUGCAACUGUAGUUUAAAUAAAAAGUGGGCUACACAUAGACAAAGGCUGUGGGAAGAAUUUUAUGACCCAGCCAAGUGCAGAAAUGAAAUUUUAAGAAAUGUGCCAGUGGGUAUAUAUAGAGAUCAGUGGGCUGGAUUUGUUGCUUAUCGUCUAAAAGAAGAAACAAUUGAGCUUUGUCGAAGAAAUAAAGAAAUUCGACGCAAGCAAAAAAUUCCUCACACCGGUGGUUCAAAAGCUAACUCGAGAAGACGACAUGAGCUGUUGUUGGAAACUGGACAAAAUCCUAGUCGAGGAAAAAUGUUUAUCGAAACUCAUAAGAGAAAGGAUGGUUCAUUUGUCAAUGACGAGGCAAGGACUAUAGUGGAACAAAUUCAACUGAAUCAAGGCAGUGAGUCUGAAAUUUCUGCAAAUGAUAAUAUCGGCAAGGUGUUAGGGGCAGAGCACUCUGGGAGGGUACGAUGUAUGGGUAUGGGAGCAACUCCUUCAAAUACAUUCAAUAAUUUCAAGCGACGACUUAAUGGUCUGAACACUUCUACAUCUAGCUUUGAUGCGUCAUCUGCAACUUCUACCUAUUUGCAUCAAAAGGUCGCGCGUUUGGAGUCCCAAUUAGAAGGAACCUUGACUGCACUGAAGGAUUACAUGAUAUCAAAGGAAGGAGGGGUUCCUGAAGAAUUUGUUGAUCUGUUUGCUCCUCAACCACAGCCUAGCGAUGAUGAUGGGAGUGAACCUACUUCUCCGGCGAAUAUAAGAGGAUCAUCGGGUGACAUCAAUGGAAAUGAUCAAGCAAAUACUUAGAAUUUAUCUAUUUCAGCGUGGCAAGACUUUUGCUUCUAUGAAUUUAACGUAGUAAUGUUUAGCAGACAUUAGUUUAUAUUACUUCAGUUUGUUAUGUAGUACUUGAAUUUGUGACUUUUGCUAUUAUGGAUAUUUUUAUGAAUUAUGAUUUAUGUUA
This is a messenger RNA of Lycium ferocissimum, 1811 nucleotides long. RefSeq lists its product as uncharacterized. Lineage: Eukaryota; Viridiplantae; Streptophyta; Magnoliopsida; Solanales; Solanaceae. The transcript is spliced from 8 exons. Bases 290 to 1654 code for a protein of 454 amino acids. The record is from RefSeq and is a predicted model, not a curated record.